Talaromyces proteolyticus is the source of this 1446-nucleotide messenger RNA. RefSeq names its product dihydrofolate synthetase Fol3. The transcript has 2 exons. Gene Ontology annotation, cellular component: cytoplasm; cytosol; mitochondrion. NCBI's taxonomy places the organism in Eukaryota, Fungi, Ascomycota, Eurotiomycetes, Eurotiales, Trichocomaceae. The record is from RefSeq and is a predicted model, not a curated record. Gene Ontology annotation, biological process: folic acid-containing compound biosynthetic process. The coding region runs from base 114 to 1355 and encodes 413 amino acids. Gene Ontology annotation, molecular function: tetrahydrofolylpolyglutamate synthase activity; ATP binding; dihydrofolate synthase activity.
AGUGGGAUUCGUUGAUGCACGUAACAACAAUGGCGCUGUUCACCGAACAAUAAUGCCGACACAACUACCGAGACCGCAUGCUCUGAACCUUGACAGAGCAUAAUCAAGACGGCAUGAUCGAGCUAGGCCUUUCUCGUAUUUCACGUCUUGUCCAGCAAUCGACCUUAUCCUGGAAGGCUAUUCAUGUCGCCGGAACCAAUGGCAAGGGCUCCAUCACCUCCUACGUCUCCGGUCUACUCGCGGCAGCUGGCGUCCGAUGCGGUCGUUUCACCUCUCCGCAUUUAAUUGAUCGUUGGGAUUGCAUCACCGUCAACGAGAAAGUAGUAGAGGAGUCAUUGUUUCGGCAAGUUGAGAAGCAGGUCAAAGAGCGCGACCAAUUACUGGGCCUGGGCUCAUCCGAGUUUGAGCUGCUUACCGCAACUGCUUUCGAGAUCUUCCACCAAGAGAAUGUCGAAGUUGGCGUCGUAGAGGUGGGUAUGGGGGGCCGACUAGAUGCCACAAACAUACUUUCAAAUGUGCUGGUCUCAGUAAUUGCGAAAAUCGGCCGUGAUCACGAAGCCUUUCUCGGAAAUUCAAUCCAAGCAAUUGCGAAAGAAAAGGCCGGAAUCCUCAAAACUGGGGUUCCUUGUGUUGUUGACGGCACAAAUGAAACCAAUGUGCUUCGGGUUCUUCAAUCUAAGAUCGACGAACUCGGUAUCAAUUCUACAAUCGCUACUCCCGACGUGGCAAUUUCGCGAUUUCCAAAAUUGGCUUCAUUGUUCCGUGAUCUCGAUCUAGAGCCUCACCAACAAACAAACAUCUCGUGUGCGACCCUGGCAUUGCAGAAAGCGUUUGAACGCAUUCAACUACAGAAAAAUGUGGAUGAUCUAGUACCAAUGCUAUCGGACAUAAGGUGGCCCGGCCGUUUACAAUUUCUAAGUAUAGAAUCUCUGGUGUCUCGUACGAAUCCCGUUCUCCUCGACGGAGCGCAUAAUGGCCAAUCCGCAGCCGUUCUUGGCAGGCUAGUUGAUCGAAAGCUUCGCCAACAGAGCCAGAGUGUUACCUGGGUGGUGUCCAUCUCACAUGGAAAGCUCUGGUCCGAUAUCCUAGAAUCUUUGAUUCGUCCUGGUGACAAAGUCGCAGUCACUGCUUUCGGUCCCGUUGAGGGGAUGCCCUGGGUCAAAGCCACAGAUACAGAAAUGCUGGCCACGGAGCUUAGGGCAGCUCUUGGUGUUUCUAAUGUAGAAUCUUUCGGCCCGGAUAUACAUGGUGCCAUAAGUUGGGCAGCCUCCUCAGCCAAUGAAGGCCCUUUAGUAAUUGCGGGGAGCUUGUACUUGGUCUCUGAUAUUUUCAGACUCCUCCGCGAGAAACAAUAAAUGAGUGACGAUGGCAUAAUACUUAUAUAGAAUGCACGUGUCUUGAUAGAUCUAUACAUACUCUAAAUAAAACUUAGUUUUUCGAUAAGAA